AUGGAUUGGACAGUGCUUGACGUGUCGCUUAAUGAGGAUUCAAGCGAAACGACAACGAAACGAGCCAUUCUUAAUAUGGAUGUGAUGGUUCGAAUGAAAGAAGCCGAAAAAGGACAACAAGAGAUUUGGAUUGGUUACACGCCGAAUGAAAGGACAUAUGCUGCACUCGUUGAUUAUCAAAUUAAACAUUUGGAUGAGGUGAUCUUCGCGAAGGAAAGAGCACUUUGGUGUCCGGAAACAAAUAAGAAAAACACGGAACAUUCUGAUUUUGUCGCUGAAUAUUGUGUUUUUCAUGGACACUCAAGAUGGAAAAAUGCGAAUGGAGUGAAAGUUGAAGUUCGAUCGAUUGAGCUUCUUCCGAUCAUUGAUAUGACUCAAAAAGAUGCAUACCGAAACUUUCUUGUGAAAUCAGGAGAACACAACUUUUAUGUGAAUACGAGGAUUUUAGCUGAGCAUUAUGGCGGAACUUUCUUCGAUCAAUGGAAUGCAAUGCAAAAGUUUGGACAUGUUGGAGCGAAUAUUUCCGAUGAUCGAUCGAUGCGAUUUCUUUUUGAUGCUUGUGUACGAUAUGAUCGUUUAGUGAUUCACGAUGGUAAUUUUAUGAAUAUUGGAUGGUGUGCGUUGAGCAUUGGAUCAGAAAAAUUGAUGCGAGCCGUGGAACAAUUCGUGAUUGAUCUCAAAGGAAUGCACCCAGUGAAGAAAAUCGAGAUUUCAGCCGAAUUGUUGUGUGCUCGUCUUUUUCAUUCGGCUACAAAUCAACUAGGACCACCGGCUGUUGCUCACCGAAAGAUUUUAGAAUAUGCGCAUCAGAACAAUCUGUCAUUGGACUAUUUGCAUCCCGCUUUACAGGCUCUUUCGAUUGUUACACCUGAACACAUCAUUACUACA
Mesorhabditis belari is the source of this 888-nucleotide messenger RNA. NCBI's taxonomy places the organism in Eukaryota, Metazoa, Nematoda, Chromadorea, Rhabditida, Rhabditidae. The record is from the annotation of a GenBank genome assembly.